CGCACAAUCGUUUACAGUCGUUCACUUGCCACUUCACUCCUUUGCUCCUUCCCUUCCCUUUCUCCUCCUCAUAUCAAAGCACGAGCAAAGCAGCGCCUCUGAAUCGCCUCUUGUUCUCCUUCUGAGUAUCAAGCACAUUAAUCUUCUCUCGUUCAUUCCCCCAACCCUUCGAUAGGCACUGUCAAUCUAUUACCACCACCAGCAGCCAGCAACGUCAAUAGAAUGAAGGUCACCACAAAGCUCCUCCUCCUCCUCUCCCUCCCUCUCCUCACAGCAGCACAAUUAAACGGCCUCACCAAUCCACGGAUCACAAAACGCGCAGCCCUUCCUGAUCCUGUCGAUCAUGCCUACCGGUAUCGACGACUAUUGGGCUUACCACCAGACAACCCCCUCGAUCCAACAGGAACAACGACCAACACUGAUACCACCCCCACAACUUCCACUGGAUCUACGUCCACCACAAGCACCUCAUCAUCCUCUUCCUCCUCAUCGAGCACCUCCACAUCGUCGUCUUCCACCAGCUCAUCGAGCACCCCCACCUCCUCUCCCACACCCACCCCACCAACGACGAUCCAGCCGGGGCCGGGAGUCACGUCGUUCACAAACAGCGCAGGUAUCUUGGCAGUCCAAACUGUUACGUCUGUCGUGUUCCUCGCACCUUCAACCAGCCCGAGCGCGACUGCUGGCAACUCAACAGCAGGAACUACCGGGGGCACCAGUGGAGACAAUACCAUCUCGCAGUCGACUAUUAUUGGCCUAUCCGUAGCAGGAGGCAUUGCCGUAAUUGGCAUCAUCGCGUUUGUCAUCUGGAAGUUCACGAGGAAGCGCUUUGCUGGACUGGAUGAUUUCGAGGACGCGAUCAAGUGGCCGGAAUACAAGCACGGCGACGAUGAUAUGACCAUGGGUCCGCUUCCAACGCGUGCAACAGGCGGUGCAGGCGUGGAAACGUCUUCGUAUGCGCAUUCUGAAGUGGACUUUGAUGCACAUUCCGUCACAGGUGGGAGCACAACCGACCUUGUCGCUCCUGUCAGUUUCGCAUCCAUGCCUUAUUCUCAGCCUAUGCCUGCACAACCGUACUACGACGACGGAUACGGCCACGGUGCUCAGCCAGGCCAAUAUUACAACCAAACAAGCAUGGGCUACGCUCCUGGGCGGACGACCAGCCCAGGACCUCAACUUUCCCUUGCUGUUGGCGGUGAUGGCACACAGGACAUGUACCGCUCGCCGACACGCGGUAUGGGGGCUGGACCGGCGGGAAUGAUGUCUGCCCCGCAAAGGGGCGCGUCGAUAAACACUGCGGAAGAUGCUGGCAGCGUAUACGCUACGGCCCGCAGCCGGAGCCCAGGACCCAACAUGGGGCUCAGUGGGGAAAUGGGCGAGCGAGGACCGGGUGGUCUAGGGUUCGGGAACACGCGAUGAACACUAGGGAGACUCUCGCUGGCUCGAGAAUGGACAUUAUGGUGACGAGUCGAUACAUUUGGGGAGAAGAGGACGUUGUGUAUGCGUAUGUGGUUACGUUUAUUGCUCUAGUCUGGGCGCUGUGCCCCAGCACACACUCACUUGGCCGUAUUGUUGUUGUCCCUGCGGGGUGCCUGCGCCUCGCGCUGUUUGGUAGAUGCUUUCCUCAAUGCCUUCUCUUCCCCCUCACCUGCCGCAUGUUUACCUGCGUACCGCGAUCCCACAGCAUCCCCAAAUUCCCCGCAUACCAAUUUACCUCGGCUUCAUUGCAUUCCUGACAUCUUCACCACUGCUUUUUGCAUUUUCGAACUGAUUCUUGUCCUUUUUAAAAACAUUUCGCUGCUUGUCGUUAUAAUGAUACGAAUUAUCAUACCG
Messenger RNA from Dacryopinax primogenitus, 1833 nucleotides. RefSeq lists its product as uncharacterized. Lineage: Eukaryota; Fungi; Basidiomycota; Dacrymycetes; Dacrymycetales; Dacrymycetaceae. The coding region runs from base 223 to 1419 and encodes 398 amino acids. The transcript has 2 exons. The record is from RefSeq and is a predicted model, not a curated record.